AUGCCACACGCCACCGCUGGACUGCUCCUCCUCACCGCGCUCGCAUGCGCGUCAGCAGAGACGGUCUCUGUCGACGCGGCGGGCAACGCAAAAGCUGCGGAGAGCAGCGCGGAAACGUGCGGCGCUGGCGACGACCAAGGCAAGUGCGGCUUUGAUGACGGCUCGGGAUCAUACGCCUCGGUCGAGACCGGUCGCGGCGCGGGCACGGACAAGGUGUCGACGUGCGGCGAGUGGUGCGCCGGCGCAGAGGCAAACGCGCCGUGCGCCAUCGACACAACGGUGAUGCCUUGCAAGGGCGAGUAUUGGUGCACGACUACAUGCGCGCUGUGGACCGUCUCCAUCCUGGAGGCGGCGACGCCGGCGGCGAGGCCGCUUACGUGCGAGCAGUUCAUCCGGACGAGCGCCUUCCCGCGCGGCGGCGAGGUUUGCUCGGAUCCCUGCCUCCUCAACGAGAUCAAGCCGAGCCGCUACCCGGCACCGACCGGGCUCGGCUUCCUGUGCGCGCCGGGCACGUGCGACCCGGCGGUGCAGAACCGGUACAACGGCACCUUCAAGGCGACCGAGCUCGGCCUCGCCGUGCUCGAGUGCCCCUGCAACUGGUUUGGCUCGGACUGCUCUGACGACUGGGUUGCGGUGGAGCGCGUGCUGCGCAAGGAGCGGCCCGACUCGGAGCGGGAGCGGCUCGGCGACUUCGAGACGACCGUCUUUGGCGUGUCGGAGGCCGACUGGCAGAGGGUGAUGGCGGAGCACCGGCCUGGCGGCGUCGUGCGCGCGCCCUCGCCGACCGCCUGGGGCGACCGCCCCCUCGAGCAGCCGUACGCGCUGGCCAACGACCGGGAGAGCGGCGUGGUCGGCGAGCUCGAGGUGCUGACGGGCCCGCCCGAGACGCACUACCACCCCACCGUCACCGAGGUCGCAUUCCGCGUCCGCGCGCUGCCAGUCGGCCCAGUCGCCGGCACGCCACUCUACAUCAACCCGAGCGCGGGCUUCUUCAACAAGCAUUACCGAUUCCUGCUCGACGCACUCGAGGGCGAUGCGGCUGUCGCCCAUGUCGCGAUGGUGGCGUCGGGCGCCGGCCUCUCGGGGGUGCGCACUGCGCUCGCGACGCUGAGCCGCGAGGGCGGCAAGGCGCUGCACCUCUUCUACGGUCUGCGCGACGUGCGCCACUUGCCGUACCGCGAGCUGCUCGUCCGCUGGGUAGCCGCCGGCCAGGUCGGCCUCACGCUGCUCGUCUCGUCUGGCGACCCCGCCGCCCGCGAGGCGCCCGAGCCAGAGAUUACCGCCGCCAUCGCCGCCGGCCAGAAGCUGCGCGCGCAGCACGCGGGCGGAGGCAAGAUGUACGCACAGCACGCGCUCCACCUCUCCUUCCUCGCCGGCAGCCUCUCCGAGGCCGGCGCGGCGCUGAGCAACACGGCAGUGGUCAUCUGCGGGCGCAGCGAGCUCCUGCUCGACACGGAGGCGCUGCUCGGCGAGCUGCCGGGCAGCGCCGACUACUUGCCGCAGCGCGUGUUUAUGAACAUCUGAGAGGCCACCGGAGGGCUCCGCUUUCUCCGGCGUUGCCCGAAUCCGUCGCCGCGCGCGGUUGUCACAUUUUGGUGUGCGGGAUGACUGAUGUCCAAUGUUCGUCUGUGAGUUGUGUCCUGUGGGUGGGGUCUUCGGAAUGUUCGUUUGUGAGUUUUGUCCUGUGGGUGGGGUCUUCGGGAUGUUCGAAUCUCACGGGGGCG
This is a messenger RNA of Emiliania huxleyi CCMP1516, 1724 nucleotides long. RefSeq lists its product as hypothetical. Lineage: Eukaryota; Haptophyta; Isochrysidales; Noelaerhabdaceae. The coding region runs from base 1 to 1524 and encodes 507 amino acids. The record is from RefSeq and is a predicted model, not a curated record. The transcript is spliced from 5 exons.